ACAGCUGUAUUUUAAAAUGAGACGGAGAUGUAAUCGAUCACUCCCAAUCCAUAUGUAAGUGACACAGGCAUCCCAAUGCGCAUACUAUAUGUGGCAAGGCAUUCUUGGUGCUGGGCUAGUGGCCCUCUCUGGAUUAUGUUGGAUUUUCAAUCCGCUCGGCUUGCGUGAUUAAGAGGGCACAAGUGGUCUUCCAAAUUUGCAUCCCAAAGACAAGGACCUAGCUCCCACCUACAAAAGCGUAUACUAGUGUGGACCAAAACCCCUUACCACGGGGCACGGGCCCUCACCAAGUUUCAUUCUUCGUACGAAACUACUCCAUGAAUUCGCAUUGCAGGGCUCCAAAAAAAACAAGCGAAAUCCUACAGCAGCAGUAUUGCUCGCGCUGCACCUCUACUCUAGUCUGCCACCGGCGAAGCGCGCCGCUCGAGCCUUCUCUCCAAAAACCCCUAUAAAACCACCGCUUCGCACAGUAAAACCUCCACCUAGUUGGCAGUAAAAAAAGCGCCGCUACCUACACACACAACCGCUCUGCACAAGGGGCCAUGGACAACAAGCCGGCGCAAGAACGCCGCGAGACGUGGGUCCCGGGCGCCGUCAUCGUCGGCGCGGGCCCGUCGGGGCUCGCCGCGGCGGCGUGCCUCGCGGCGCGGGGCGUUCCGGCGACGGUGCUUGAGCGGUCCGACUCGCUGGCGUCCACGUGGCGCCACCGCAUGUACGACCGCCUCGCUCUCCACCUGCCCAAGCGCUUCUGCGAGCUGCCGCUCCUCCCGUUCCCGGAGGAGUACCCGACGUACCCGUCCAAGGACCAGUUCGUGGCGUACAUGGAGGCGUACGCCGCGGCGGCGGGCGUCGCGCCGCGCUUCGGCGCCACCGUCGAGGAGGCCGCGUUCGACGCGGCCGUCGGCGCAUGGAGGGUGCGUCUCGACGGCGGGGAGGUGCUCAUGGCGCGGUGGCUCGUCGUCGCGACGGGGGAGAACGCCGAGCCGCGGGUGCCGGACUUUCCCGGCAUGCAGAAGUUCGCCGGGUGUGCCAUGCAUACUUCCGAGUACAAGUCCGGCGAGCAGUUUGCCGGUAAGAAGGUGUUGGUCGUGGGAUGCGGGAAUUCUGGCAUGGAAGUGAGCUUGGAUUUGUGCCGGCAUGGCGCGAAGCCCUCCAUGGUGGUGCGCAACACGGUGCAUGUCCUACCAAGGGAAAUGUUCGGUCUAUCCACGUUCGGCAUCGCCAUGGCGCUGCUGCGAUGGCUACCGGUUCAGCUCGUCGACCGGUUCCUUCUCACGGCGGCUCACCUCAUCCUCGGUAACACGGGGCAGUUCGGCCUAAGGCGGCCCAAAACAGGGCCCAUCGAGCUCAAGAACCUCACCGGCAGGACACCCGUACUGGACGUUGGGACGCUAGACCACAUCAAAUCCGGCAAAAUUAAGGUAGUGGGAGCAGUGAAGGAGAUGACGAGGCAAGGGGUCAGGUUCACGGAUGGCAAGGAGGAGCAAUUCGACACAAUAAUCCUCGCCACAGGCUACAGGAGCAACGUGCCAUCUUGGCUCAAGGAUGCCGGUGACUUGUUCACGAGGGAGGGCAUUUCCAAGGUCCCCUUCCCUAACAGCUGGAGAGGGCGGAAUGGUCUCUACACCGUCGGAUUCACUCAGCGGGGGCUCCUCGGCACGUCAUCGGACGCCCUCAACGUCGCCAAAGACAUACAUUGCCAAUGGAGAGAAAGGGACCGAUCUGCUAUUAAUGUACUUGAAAUAAGCAACUCUUCCUUUUGAUUUGACUGGAAAUGUACAGUGUUUUGAUUAGGAAUAUUGUAUUGUGUGCAUAUAACACCAUGUUCUAUCUCCCUUUUCAACAAAGACUGAUAAUCUUGCUCUGCCUUAUGUCGA
Messenger RNA from Oryza sativa Japonica Group (Japanese rice), 1877 nucleotides. NCBI's taxonomy places the organism in Eukaryota, Viridiplantae, Streptophyta, Magnoliopsida, Poales, Poaceae. The record is from RefSeq and is a predicted model, not a curated record.